CAGGCAGCGCCAUUCAUCGGAAGCCAGAUCUCGCUGAUCUCGGCGAGCAACAUACGCUAUCGUGGCACUCUGACUGCCAUCGACCCCGUCGCAGCAACGCUCACACUCACCAAUGCAGUGACCUCGCUGGGCACGGAGGGCCGUCAAGCGGAUCCGUCGAGGGAGAUACCUGCUGGCAAGGACGUUUACGAAUAUGUGCUCUUCAAGGCAUCGGAAGUCAAGGACAUUUCCAUCGAGCAGCAGCCUCCCGCCGCACCUGCAGCACAAGCACCUCAGGACCCAGCGAUUCUCACUACUACCGCCCCACCGCAAGCGAGACCACCAGCUCAGCAGCCACAAGCGCGACCUCCUCCUCAGCAACCUCUGGCUCCGCAACAGCAGCAGCAACAGCAGAGGACACCUGCCCAGCAAGCACAUCCCCAGCCAUCCGCUCCUAUCCAGCCCAAGUUUGCACAAUAUGUUCAUCCUGGACAUAUGCCCUACCAGCCAGGUCAGCCUCAGACGGCGACGAUGAGACCAUCACAGCCAGCACCGCCCUUGCAACAAUCCCGACCAAACGGAUCUGCACGCGGACCUUUACCUGCUCAACCGACUCCGGCCAACCAAGCAGCGCCCGCACCCACUCCUGUCGUGCCUCCUGCGCCCCGCACAAUGGCUCAAAUUGCUGCCGGUGUCAAAGCUUCCCCUGCUGCGCCCGCUGUACCACGGGCUGCGACAGCUGCCAACGUUGGCCCGCCUAUCGAAUCGCUCGCCUCAGGCGUUGGUCAGAUGACUAUGCAGGAUCAGAGCGCAGCUCAGCGACAGCAGCGCGCGCCUCAGCAAGAUCCAGGCACUGGACGAGGCCGCGGAAGAGGUCGAGGGCGCGGACAUCCGGGAAUUGGAGCCGAGGCGACGAAUGGACGUGGCGGCGGUAGUCGACGGGCUCCACAAGCACCUGCACGACCUGUCGACGUGCCUGCCACCGAAUUCGACUUUCAAGAGAGCAAUGCGAAAUUCAGCAAGGACGCUGCGCCAGACCUCGUCACGAUUCCUGCGGAUGAGACCUUCUAUGACAAGAAAAGCAGCUUUUUUGACGACAUCUCCACAGAGAUCAAAGAGCGGGCUAUCAACAAUGAGCAACGUUUCGAUCGCAAUGCUGAACGAAACAAAAAUCUUAAUACCUUUGGUGAAGCUGGCGUCGCAAACCGUGGCAGACGCGGUGGUUUCAGAGGACGAGGCGCUCGUGGGCGUGCGGCUGCUAUCGUGCGACAAUAG
Molecule: messenger RNA, 1254 nt
Organism: Mixia osmundae IAM 14324
Lineage: Eukaryota; Fungi; Basidiomycota; Mixiomycetes; Mixiales; Mixiaceae
Exons: 5
Biological process (GO): cytoplasmic stress granule assembly; P-body assembly
Cellular component (GO): P-body
Molecular function (GO): mRNA binding
Source: RefSeq, a predicted model, not a curated record